Molecule: messenger RNA, 387 nt
Organism: Rotaria sp. Silwood1
Lineage: Eukaryota; Metazoa; Rotifera; Eurotatoria; Philodinida; Philodinidae
Source: the annotation of a GenBank genome assembly
AUGUUUCAAUAUUAUCGAUAUAACACUGGUUAUCAAAGUACAUUUCAAUCAUCAACUUUCUAUCCAAUACAACAAGAUGGUUAUGCACCACAACAGCAAUAUCGAAAUUCCUAUGAUCAAAAUCCUCGAGAACAAUCAUAUCAAAAUUUUUAUGGUGAAAAUCCUUAUGGUCAAAAUCCUUAUGGUCAAAAUCCUUAUGGUUCAAAUGCUCCACAACAGCAAUCAUAUCAAGAUCCCUAUGGUUUAAAUGUCCCACCACAACAACCAUAUCAAAUCCGUUAUGGUUCCAAUCUUCGACAACCUCAGGGUGGUUAUGGUGGCUAUCCUCCAUAUAACCGACCACCACAACAAUAUCAAAAUCCUUAUGCUUAUCAACUACCAGGAUAA